ACGUUACUCUUCACUUCUCGGUUGGUUUUGGAUACGCUCGAGUUCGUUCCUUCUUCCAUCUCUUCUUGACAAUGUGUGACGACGACGUUGCUGCUCUCGUUGUUGACAACGGAUCCGGCAUGUGCAAGGCCGGCUUUGCCGGCGAUGAUGCGCCGCGUGCCGUCUUCCCAUCCAUCGUUGGACGUCCUCGCCAUCAAGGCGUUAUGGUCGGUAUGGGACAGAAAGAUUCCUACGUCGGGGACGAAGCUCAGAGCAAGCGCGGUAUCCUCACUCUGAAGUAUCCCAUCGAACACGGAAUUGUAACCAACUGGGACGACAUGGAGAAGAUUUGGCAUCAUACCUUCUACAACGAGUUGCGUGUCGCUCCCGAGGAGCAUCCCGUGUUGCUCACUGAAGCUCCACUCAACCCGAAAGCGAACAGAGAGAAGAUGACGCAAAUCAUGUUCGAGACGUUCAACACGCCGGCCAUGUACGUCGCCAUUCAGGCCGUUCUCUCUCUGUACGCGUCCGGCCGUACAACCGGUAUCGUUCUCGAUUCCGGCGAUGGUGUCACCCACACCGUGCCCAUCUACGAGGGCUACGCUCUCCCACACGCCAUCCUCCGUCUCGAUUUGGCCGGACGCGAUUUGACCGACUACCUGAUGAAGAUCCUGACUGAGAGGGGAUAUUCAUUCACGACCACAGCUGAGCGCGAAAUUGUGCGUGACAUCAAGGAAAAGCUCGACUACGUUGCUCUCGACUUCGAACAAGAGAUGCAGACGUCGGCUUCGAGUUCGGCAUUAGAGAAAAGCUACGAGUUGCCCGAUGGUCAGGUUAUUACUAUCGGCAACGAGCGUUUCCGUUGCCCGGAAGCUCUCUUCCAGCCCGCCUUCUUGGGUAUGGAAUCUGCCGGUAUACACGAGACCACAUACAACUCGAUCAUGAAAUGUGAUGUCGACAUCAGAAAGGAUCUAUACGCCAACACUGUUCUGUCUGGUGGCAGCACCAUGUUCCCUGGUAUUGCAGACAGAAUGCAGAAGGAGAUCACGGGUCUAGCACCACCCACAAUGAAGAUCAAGAUCAUUGCUCCACCAGAGCGUAAAUACAGCGUUUGGAUCGGAGGAUCUAUCCUGGCUUCGCUCUCAACAUUCCAACAGAUGUGGAUCAGCAAGCAAGAAUAUGAUGAGUCUGGUCCAUCCAUCGUGCACAGGAAGUGCUUCUAAGAAUUGUGAAACUUAGUUGCUUGUUGUUGUGAAUUUGGUGUAAGACUGGGUUUGUGUCUGGUCAGACGUUGUGCAGAGUUAGCUUUUACGGUUUAGAAUGAAAAAUAAAUGCAAUCACGUAUUCAAGUCAA
Molecule: messenger RNA, 1333 nt
Organism: Corticium candelabrum
Lineage: Eukaryota; Metazoa; Porifera; Homoscleromorpha; Homosclerophorida; Plakinidae
Product: actin, cytoplasmic
Exons: 3
Coding region: 72-1202 (376 amino acids)
Source: RefSeq, a predicted model, not a curated record